AUGAUCCUGAUUGGACAAGGUAGACGGUUCGAUACGUACACGUUGGACACCAGUGAUGACCGAAUAUGGAAGCGCGCUGCGGAUCCGUCUAACACAGAGAUUUCUGCUGAUGAAGUGCUCACAAACCAGCCAUUUGAUGUGCAGAAUGCGAUUCAGGAAUACCAGAACACUGGUGGUGUGAUUCAACCGCCAAGAAAACCCAAAAUUUUUAAAAGCCCUGAAACGCUGAGAGCUUAUUUAAACAAGUUGAAUGAAUACUUUAUCACCAUCGGACGACCUAGUUUGCUCAUUGUGCUCACUGUGAGUAUAUUGGCUGAGGACCGCGGGGGCCGAAUUAGACUUGGUGGUCGACGAGAUGCGUGA
Messenger RNA from Echinostoma caproni, 363 nucleotides. The record is from the annotation of a GenBank genome assembly. NCBI's taxonomy places the organism in Eukaryota, Metazoa, Platyhelminthes, Trematoda, Plagiorchiida, Echinostomatidae.